This is a messenger RNA of Funneliformis caledonium, 1125 nucleotides long. Lineage: Eukaryota; Fungi; Glomeromycota; Glomeromycetes; Glomerales; Glomeraceae. The record is from the annotation of a GenBank genome assembly.
AUGCUCGCUUUGCAUAUAUUUACAUUCGCAAUAGCAAUUUUUCUAUCUGUUGAUGCAUUACCCCAUGACAAACCUAAUGUGCAUACAAUUCCACUAAAGUCGAAAUCAAUCACUCGUCGCAGGCUUUCCAGACGAGCAAUUGGAACCAUGCCAGUAGAACAACAAGAACCAGAUAUUGCUUAUUUUGGACAAAUUACCUUUGGCACGGGCACCCCACAGACUUUUGAUAUACAAUUUGAUACAGGAUCAGGCGAUUUAUUUGUUUUUGGUAAAAAUUGUGAUUCACCUGCAUGCGAAGAUCAACCUAAAUAUGAUUCAGAUCUUGAUACAUCUUUCAGUCCAAUCGAUGGAAAAGCUUUCGCAAUCGAAUACGCUGAUGGCACAGAAGCAAAGGGGGAUUCAGCCAAGACCACUAUUGUAAUAGCGGGUAUUUCGGUACAAGCACAAGAGUUUGGAGUGAUUAAUGAAAUUUCUGAUGAUUUUGAACACCAAUAUGUGGGUAUAAUAGGGAUGGCAUUUAGCGAAGCAAGUUCAAACGAACAAACCACACCAAUCACGAACCUUAUAAAUAAUAAACAACUCGAUAAUCCACAAUUCUCUUUUAUGCUUGGGAGAGAUGCAGAUCAAUCACCAAGCGAAUUAACAAUCGGUGGGAGUAAUCCAGAUAGAUACCAUGCUGAUACACUUACCUUUACACAUCUAGUAGAAGAUAAUGGCGGUUUAUGGAAGAUCCCUAUUGAUAACUGCGUUGUCGAUGGCGAUGAAUUAAAUCUCGAAGGACGUACUGGAAUUAUUGAUAAUGGGGCCACACGAAUAAUUUUGCCACCAGAUGAUGCUAGUACAUUUUAUGAUGAAAUUGUCACUGCUAUAGACAAUGGAGAUGGGACCUACGCACUACCUUGUGAAGAACAACAUGAAAUUAGUCUGGUAUUCGGCGGUAAGACUUGGAAUAUAGAUCCUAGAGAUUUUACAGUUGAAAUAGAUGAAGAUGAUUGCAUUGGAGCUGUUGUUUACGAUAAUACUGGAUCGGAUACAGAAUGGUAUAUUGGCAGUGCAUUCUUAAAGAACGUAUACACCAUUUUUGAUCAAGGCAAUCGUCAAGUUGGAUUUGCCCAAUUAGCUUAA